UUGCAUUUUCAUUUGAAUUAUGUCACAAUUUAUGCGCUCACAAAUAGGAAAUGCGAUUGCAAAUGAUGCAGUUUGAAUAUUAGCCGCAAAAUACUUCCACAUUUAUGUAUGUUUGUUAGCUUCACACAGAAUAAGGCUGGGACACUUAUUUGCACUCUACAAUUGAAUUCCUCGCAUGAAAAUGACGUCACGUCCUGAAAAUAACAAGAUUUCAGGAAAGAUUAAAGUAUUGAAAGUAAGAGUUGACGACAGGAACAUGCCUAAUAUUAAUAUUUUAUAUUGAAUAAUAAGCAAAAAUGAUUUAUUCUGUCUAUUAUGAAACAACCAUCACAGGCUGUGCUAAAUGCCCUAAUCCCUGAUCAUGAAGCAGAUGCAUUCAGUCCUCCACGGGCAGAGGAACCGCUCAUCUUGGACCACACCAUCGAGAUGCUCUUUAGUGGCUUGGGCCGCUGGGAUGCUGAACAUUUUCUCUUCAUAGCAGAGCAUGGCUACUUGUUUGAGCACAACUUUGCUUUCUUCCCACUCUUUCCACUGGUCCUGCGUUCAGUAGCGACCCUCCUGCUGUGGCCUCUGUGUCCCUUUCUGACAGUACAUGGACGUUUACUCGUGAUGGUGGCCAUAGCUAAUAGCACGCUCUUUGUGAUGAGCACAGUGGCACUUUAUGGACUAAGCCGCCUGGUUUUACAGGACCGAAAGCUUGCCCUGAUCUCAAGCCUUAUCUACUGCCUCACACCGGCCAAUGUUUUUAUGUUAGCAGGCUAUUCAGAAAGUCUUUUUGCACUUCUCACCUUUGGUGGUUUGUACUUAUUGGAGAGGGGGUUUACAAUUGGAGCAUGCUUCCUUCUAAGUCUCGCCACUGCUGCACGUGCUAACGGACUUGUGACUGCUGGCUUUCUGGUAUACCUGCCCCUGCAGCGGAGUCUCACUCAGGUGUUUAACAAAGGAUCCGGAUGGCACUACAGCUGGGCAGCUCUGAAGUUUUUGCUUUCAUCACUACUUUAUGUUGCAGUCAUUGUGCUACCAUUUUGCCUCUUCCAGUUUUAUGGCUACUACACAUUCUGCCUGCCAUCUCUGACUGAGGAGCAGAUUUCUCCUGCUUUCCUCAACCUGGCCAGGGAGAAAGGAUACAGAGUUCCUGAUGCAGCAGCACCUGCACCGAGCUGGUGCAUGAAACCUGUUCCAGUGCUCUACGCCUACAUUCAGGAUGUGUACUGGGAUGUCGGGUUCCUCCGAUAUUUCCAGUUAAAACAGAUACCCAACUUCCUCUUGGCACUUCCAGUUGCUACACUGAGUGCCCUGGCAUCAUACAUGUAUAUAAUGGCUAAUCCACGAUUUUGUUUGCAUCUCGGGCUGGGGGAGAUUGGAAAGAAAAAGAAAGAAGGAAAAACACCAACUGGCCUCUACUGCCCAAAGGUGUUUGUGUACAUUAUUCACUGCUCUGUGUUGCUAACAUUUGGCAUAUUCUGUAUGCAUGUCCAGGUGCUUACACGUUUUCUAGCCUCAUCUACGCCUGUUAUCUAUUGGAUCAGUGGUCACCUUCUUCUUUCCUGUGAACCCUUAUUAAAAGAAGAUAAAAACUUGGCUUACGGCCAGCGACAGAACACCUUGGAACAAAACAUUUAUCAUUUUUCCUUAAUGUGCAUUAACAACCCUAUCACUCAGCUCCUGAUGCGAUGGAGGACUUGCUCCUUUCCCACCCACUGCAUUCUGGGAUACUUCAUCUCAUAUUGGCUGUUAGGUUUGUCUCUGCACUGCAACUUCCUACCUUGGACUUGACAGAAAAGGUAUGGCUAGACUCUUUGUUUUGGUGUGAGCCACAUUUGUACAUCUGCACUAUCUUGCCUUCUGUUUGUGGAUUCUCAUGAAGAUCUGCUUAACAAGAUUAUUUUAAAAUCUUGGUUGUCAUAAAAAUGUCAGCUUUCGGUUGUACUGUAAAACAGCGAAUGCUUUGGCUCUUUUUUCAAUAAACUUAUGCAUUCUUUAACUUA
Ictalurus punctatus (channel catfish) is the source of this 1988-nucleotide messenger RNA. It is a transcript of the gene pigv, whose product is annotated as phosphatidylinositol glycan anchor biosynthesis, class V. The record is from RefSeq and is a predicted model, not a curated record. The coding region runs from base 316 to 1776 and encodes 486 amino acids. Gene Ontology annotation, cellular component: mannosyltransferase complex; endoplasmic reticulum membrane. The transcript has 3 exons. Gene Ontology annotation, biological process: GPI anchor biosynthetic process. NCBI's taxonomy places the organism in Eukaryota, Metazoa, Chordata, Actinopteri, Siluriformes, Ictaluridae. Gene Ontology annotation, molecular function: GPI mannosyltransferase activity; alpha-1,6-mannosyltransferase activity.